AUGAAAGUGAAGUGGUUUCACCAGUUGACAGUUUGGUGCUUGGUAUUCAUUUGGGUAGAGUGUACAGUUCCCUGGAAUGUGUUCACACCGGUGCUUGAGACGACUCAAGGCAAGAUCAGGGGCUUGCGGAGCGUCUCCGGCCAGAACCGUUAUUAUGGUAUACCAUACGCGAUCAGCGAGAGAUUUCAGGCUCCGAAAGAGCCGCGCAAAUGGGAAGGCGUGUUCGACGCGGUAGAUAGAUUCCGCAGCUGCCCUCAGAUGCUGUUCUCCUUCGUGAUCGGCACCGAAGACUGCCUCGUCCUCGACGUGUACAGUCCUGAAUAUGCCAAACCAACCGACAGACUCCCAGUGAUGGUGUUCAUACAUGGUGGAGCUUAUUACUACGGCACUAAAGCUCAUUAUGACCCGGAAUAUCUAGUCACCAAGAAUGUUAUUGUUGUCGUUAUAAAUUACAGACUGAAUGUGCUUGGAUUUCUAUGUGUUAAUGGAAUAUCUAACUUAGGAUUGAGAGACCAAGUGGCUGCUUUGAUGUGGGUUAAAAAUAACAUAGCAUCGUUCGGUGGUGAUCCAGAUAACGUGACUCUAUGCGGGCAGAGUGCAGGCGCUAGUGCUGUUACUAUGCACAUGAUAACCCAGUUUAGUAAGGGACUGUUUCACAAAGUGAUUGCUAUGAGCGGAUCGCUAUUUACCCCUUGGGCAUUCAAUUUAGAACCUUUAGGGCCUGCUUUAAAAGACGCGCGGAAAAUUGCACCGGCCAAUACAGAACAGGACGUUUAUAAAAUCUUUAUGAAUUCUCGUGUUGAUGAUCUCAUUCGUGCGACACAAGAUACUUCGGUGAAUCCGAAAUAUUUUAAAUAUUCACCAUGUAUCGAUUCUAAUACCUCGGAUCCAUUCUUUCAUGAUACGCCGUAUAAUAUUUUCAAGAGAGGCGAAUUUAACAAAGUGCCAAUGAUGAUCGGUCACGCCGAAGUUGAAGGAAUACUCUUUUACGGAUUAACAGAUAACGAAUUUGUAGGAAAACUGAAUGAGGAGUUUUACGAGAGGCUGCCAUCUAUAUUUUCUUGGUGCUCAGAAAAUAACAAAAGAAAUAUCAGUGCAAUAUUACGUUCACACUACUUUGGAGAGAGAAGAAUAACCAAAGAUUUUGUAACGGGUCUCGUGCAGUAUUAUUCAGAUUGGAUAAUACACGGCACGCACAACGAAUUCCUAAAGCUUUUAACUACUUUAUCAGAUAAACCGGUGUACAAUUAUAUCUUUUCUUACCAAGGCUACAGAAAUUUUGCGAAGUUAAUAUCGGGUGUGCGAAUGAAAGAAACGACGCAUUCCGAUGACGUGUUCUACGUGUUCAAGCCGGCCGGGCUGCCAUUGUUGCUGUCGAGGGCAGAUAGGACAUUCAUCGACAGACUGACUCUCAUGAUCACGAACUUCAUGAAGUUUGGCGACCCUACUCCAUCACCAAGCGCACAAUUACCGAUACGGUGGCCGCGUUCAAACGCGUCAAUUGCGUUAAGAUUGGCAGAAACGUUGCAAGUGGUAUCGUCCAGCUGCGGCAGCGAAGAGUUCCGGGAUGUGCUCUGCACGUAUGGACGCGCAGGGCACGUACCUUGCGAAAGUGCCGCGCUGUGUGACCCAGCUUGA
This is a messenger RNA of Parnassius mnemosyne (clouded apollo), 1638 nucleotides long. The record is from the annotation of a GenBank genome assembly. NCBI's taxonomy places the organism in Eukaryota, Metazoa, Arthropoda, Insecta, Lepidoptera, Papilionidae.